AUGACAGAGCAGCUGGUUGGAGACAUAGUGGAGGAGACCAACCGCUAUGCACUGGAGCUGCAGGAGAAGACAGAGCCAGGAGUAAGGGGAAAGCUUGUCAAGUGGGUGUCAACAACUGUUAAUGAAAUGUAUACCUUCUUGGUGGCUGUCCUCCUCAUGGGAAUAGUGAGGAAGAACUCCCUGAGGGAAUAUUGGAGUUCAGAUCCCAUGUUUGCUACACCCUUCUUUGCAACACUCUUUUCCCAAGACCGCUUCUUAGUCCUCCUACGAUGCCUGCACUUUGCCAAUAACGCCACAGUAAACCUCCAAGAUCCCUUGCACAAAAUAAGGAGAGUUCUAUCAGGACUGACAAAAACAUUUGGUCAGGUCUUUGUCCCCUACAAAGAUCUGUGCAUCGACGAAUCCCUAAUGCUGUGGAAGGGUAGGUUGUCCUUUCGACAAUAUAUUCCCUCCAAAAGACACAGGUUCAGGGUCAAAUUCUUUCUUCUGUGUGAUGUCAAGACAGGAUUUGUUCAGGACAUUAUAAUAUACACAGGGUCCACUACUGACAUCCAGCAUUAUGAGGGUCUUGGUGUGUCUGGAUCAGUGGUAAUGACCAUGUUGGCUCCUCACCUUGGCAAGGGCCACACACUUUAUGUGGACAACUGGUACAGCAGUCCAACUCUGUUUCAACAUCGCUUGUCUAACAACACUGGGGCCUGUGGCACACUCAGGAGUAACAGGAAGGGGAUGCCAAGAUUCAGCAGCAGGAAGAUGCAGAAAGGGGAGGUUGAAUUCUUGGACAAUGGGAAACAGUUAGCUGUGAAGUGACAUGACAAGAGGGAUGUUCAUGUCCUUUCCAGUGUCCAUACUGCCACCAUGUCAGAAACCGGAAGGGUCGACCACC
Messenger RNA from Esox lucius (northern pike), 886 nucleotides. Its product is annotated as piggyBac transposable element-derived protein 4-like. Lineage: Eukaryota; Metazoa; Chordata; Actinopteri; Esociformes; Esocidae. Bases 1 to 810 code for a protein of 269 amino acids. The record is from RefSeq and is a predicted model, not a curated record. The transcript has a single exon.